Molecule: messenger RNA, 1113 nt
Organism: Caenorhabditis remanei
Lineage: Eukaryota; Metazoa; Nematoda; Chromadorea; Rhabditida; Rhabditidae
Exons: 9
Coding region: 1-1113 (370 amino acids)
Biological process (GO): neuron differentiation; multicellular organism development; canonical Wnt signaling pathway
Cellular component (GO): extracellular region
Molecular function (GO): frizzled binding; cytokine activity
Source: RefSeq, a predicted model, not a curated record
AUGCUGAAAUCGACGCUCCUCCUUCUGCUCAUCGUCAUCUCGAUCGUCGAAAGUCUGUCAUGGUUGGCACUGGGUUUAGCCGGGAGCCGUUUUGAUAGGGAUAAGCCGGGCACGUCAUGCAAGUCGUUGAAAGGUCUGACACGGAGGCAGAUGAGAUUCUGCAAGAAAAACAUCGACCUAAUGGAUAGUGUGCGGACAGGAGCACUCGCUGCUCACGCCGAAUGCCAAUUCCAGUUUCACAAACGGCGGUGGAAUUGCACUCUAAUCGACCCGAUGACUCACGAAGUGAUACCCGACGUGUUUCUUCAUGAAAACACGCGAGAAUCGGCGUUUGUACACGCCAUCUCGUCAGCUGCCGUCGCUUAUAAAGUGACCCGAGACUGUGCCCGAGGAAUCAGUGAACGGUGUGGAUGUGACUACUCGAAAAACGAUAAUGCUGGAAAAGGUCAAUUCAUGUACCAAGGCUGUUCUGACAAUGUGAAAUUCGGGAUCGGUGUCUCCAAAGAAUUCGUGGAUUCCGCGCAGCGUAGAGUGAUAACAACGAGGGAUGAUAACGGGACAAGUCUACUGGCGACGAGUCAAUUGUCUGCAGAUGGUAUGCAUAUGAUUAAUUUGCAUAAUAAUCAGGCGGGACGGCAGGUUCUCGAAAAAUCGCUCCGCCGAGAGUGCAAAUGUCACGGGAUGAGCGGGUCGUGUGAGAUGAAGACCUGCUGGGAUUCGCUCCCAAAUUUUAGACACAUUGGAAUGGCGAUCAAGGACAAGUUCGAUGGGGCUGCCGAGGUGAAAGUGGUGAAGGAUGAGGGAAUUGAGAAACCGAGGAUUGUGAUGAAGAAUUCGCAAUUUAAAAGGCAUACUAACGCGGAUUUGGUCUACAUGACACCAUCCCCGGAUUUCUGCGAAGCCGACCCGCAGCGAGGAAUUCUCGGAACCAAAGGGAGACAGUGUACCCUCGCACCGAAUGCUAUCGAUGAUUGUAGUUUGCUGUGCUGUGGGCGUGGCUACGAGAAGAAGGUGCAAAUCGUCGAGGAAAAAUGCAAUUGCAAGUUCUUCUACUGCUGCGAGGUGCGCUGCGAGCCGUGCCAGAAACGAAUCGAGAAAUAUUUCUGUUUGUAA